Molecule: messenger RNA, 2399 nt
Organism: Cyanistes caeruleus (blue tit)
Lineage: Eukaryota; Metazoa; Chordata; Aves; Passeriformes; Paridae
Gene: PIGW
Product: phosphatidylinositol glycan anchor biosynthesis class W
Biological process (GO): protein localization to plasma membrane; GPI anchor biosynthetic process
Cellular component (GO): membrane; endoplasmic reticulum
Molecular function (GO): glucosaminyl-phosphatidylinositol O-acyltransferase activity
Source: RefSeq, a predicted model, not a curated record
CUGUCCCCACAGCGCCAUCCGUCCCCCCGCUCCCGAGGAAGAAGAAUGUCCCAAAAACAGCUGAAAGAAGCCUUUAUCAGCAACCUAAAUGGAACGAGUUUGCUGGAAAUUUCCGCAGGCCUGUCCCUGCCUCCGCUGUGCCUGCUCUGCAGAGGGCUCCUCCUGAUCCUGUACUACCUGCACCAUGGAAAACCUGUAAGCUCAAGGAAGUACAGCCUGCUGCUAGACUUCCUGGUGCUGGUGUCUCCUCUCCUGUUCUCCUGCACUGUCUUGUCUCCAGUCAUCCUUUUCAUACCAGUUAUCCUUGCUGCCUUCUGUGCCGGAAUAUUUUCCAAAAUAUACAGCCAGAGAAAAUGGGAGGCCAGAGUGCCCUUUGGGCAAAUUGUAAAAGAAUUUCAGAAGGCAUACUUGGAUCCCGAGUGCAUUCCAGCAAUAACUGUGUUCCGUGUUUAUGUCAACGUGCUGACAUCCAUCAGCAUUUUGGCCGUGGAUUUCCCGCAGUAUCCCCGGCGAUACGCCAAGGCCGAGACCUACGGCACCGGAGUCAUGGAUUUGGGGGUGGGAGCCUUUAUCUUUGGAAAUGCUCUUGUUUGCCCUGAGGUUCGACAGAAGUCUCACACGACACAGCCCAGAUUCUCCAGUCUGGCCAGGCAGGUGUUUGCUGUGUGGCCGCUGAUUUCCCUUGGCGUGGGGCGGCUGCUGAGUGUUAAAUCCAUCGAGUACCACGAGCACACCUCGGAGUACGGGGUGCACUGGAACUUCUUCUUUACCUUGGCGUCGGUGAGACUCGCAGCAUCUCUGCUUUUGGCCAUAUUCCCCAAACAUAAGGCUUGGCUUGUGGCCCUAGCUCUGGCUGUGCUUUACCAGCUGCUCCUCAGCACUACCUCUCUGAAGAUGUUUAUCCUGCACGGCAGCGAUGGCAGGGACUCCCGGCUUGGCUUCCUCAAUGCCAACCGGGAAGGGCUGCUCUCCCUCUUUGGCUACCUGGCCAUCUACCUGGCGAGCGUGCAGGUGGGGCUGUGGCUGCUGCAGUGCAGGAGCUCGGUGAGGGGCUGGCUGCAAGCCCUGAAGGGGCUGGCUCUGGCUGUUCUGGUGCUGUCGGUGUUGCUGCAGCUGUGCCAGGCGUGCACGGAGCCCGUGUCCCGCCGCGUGGCCAACCUACCCUUCUGCACCUGGGUGCUCGCCCACUGCCUGCUGCUGCUGGGCUUUUUCGUGCUCACUGACCUCGCCUUGGUGUUCACAAAGCUGCUGGUCGAGGGGUCCAGCGUGCCCUGCUGCUGGAAGGUUGUGCAGCCCCCUGAUUCCAGGAAAAAGGGAGUGGAGGCCGUGCAGGAGCAACUCUAGCAUGCCUCAUCUCCCAGCUGCAGUGGUGUUUCUUUUGAAGUCAGAUGUUACCCUGCAGAUUCCAGGCAGUAUCCUAUUUCAAAGCCACACUGUCCCAGAGAACAGGUAUUUCUUCCAGGCAAAGAGGGCCAUGCAAAUGAACGCAGGAAGGGGCUGGCUGCCUUUCCACCGCCUUGGAGAUAACAAACAAGCCACGUGUUGCAGCGACUUGAAAAAACAUUAAAGAUCCAUGGAUAAAAAUUGUAUAAAAUGUAAUGGUGCUUUUUGUAUCAAUGUGCACUCCAAGAAUACAAAACCUGGGACAGUGGUGGUUGAUGUGAUCCAGCCAUGCUCUGGGAGUGGGGAGCGACCACAGGAAUGCACAUCCCUGCAAAGACCUAAGUUCAGCGUGGUUCAGAGUGCUCUGGUGUGAGAAUCUAUCCCUCAUUACAAAACCCCAGCUUUUCUGCUGCAGAAAGCCAUGAGAACAGCGCCUGCAAACCGUGCAGCACCGUGACUCCACAUGUGGUUCUCCUUACAGCUGCUGCACGAGGAGCUCCACAACAGCAGCUCCUCCACUAAGCAUCGUUUUUAUGCAGACACAAGAAAACAUAAAGACUCCUGCUCCUUAAAUACCUCCCCUGCACUUUCCUGUGAGGGCUUUAGUGCCUAUAUCCAUACACAACAAGAAUGAACAGGUCAGCUGUAUUGUUCAAUAGUUCAAGAAAGACUUAGGGUUCGUUUUUCUUGUUGUUGUUUUUUUUGGUUUUUUUUUUUUUUUUUUUUGGGGCUGCUUAAUUUAGGCAGCCACAAGAUUUCGAGCCGGCUGCACUGGGCUGCUGCAGGCGCCAAGCAGAGCUGUUAAAUCCUGCCCUGCCUGGCUCGGCACCAGCGCAGCGAGGGCUGAGCUGCGUUUGAUGCCGGGGCAGCGUCUGAGAAUUUACCGAGCCCCAAGGACAUCGAGUCCAACGCUUAUCCCUGCACAGGACACCCCAAAAUCGCCCCCCUGCCCGUGCCUCAGAGCGUUGGGUUCAGCGGGUUUGUACCAGCCCGAGCUCCCGGCGGGGCCGUUCGCA